AAAAUCUCAAGCAAGACAAAACUUCUGAAAGUAUAAACCGGUACUUUAGUAAAACUUGUUUUUUAGAUUUCUUGAUUGGUGUGUUCAGUGUUGUAUGUUGACUUGCGAUCUUCAUUUACAAACGUGUCUGCAACGCAACUACCAUUAUCCACUGAUUCCUUCCCUCCUUUCACUUUGCUUUGUGUACCAGUAGAAUUUUUGUGAUUUUUCUAAUUACGUCCUGUAACUUCUCAUGAGUACUAAAUUUUUUCCCGAUAGAUACGAAUCUAAAGUUUCAAACAUGUUGCGGGGAAUUAAAAUUUGGAAUUCCAAAGGCUUCACUCUGGAGCCCUAUAUUACAUCACUUCAACUGGUCAGCAAUUAUACCUCAACAAAACCAGCUCCAAACUCACAAAAUUUACCCCAACUUCCUGUACCAAAACUUGAAGAUACUGUGAAUAAGUAUUUAAAAACUGUACGACCUUUCCUUAAUGAGAAUGAGUUUUCCAAUACUUCUAAACUUAUGAAUAACUUUGCUUCUGAGGGUGGUAUUGGCCAGAAGCUACAGAGUUUGUUAGAAAAUAGAGCUACUAAGCACAUAAAUUGGCUUGAAGAAUGGUGGUUAAACACUGCUUAUUUGGAAUACCGUGAUCCGGUCGUAGUAUUCUCUAGUCCCGGCUUAGUUUUCCCAUUACGAAAAUUUAAUAAUCAAACUGAACAAUUGGAAUAUGCUGCUAAAACAUUGCUCGCAGCUGUCAACUAUAAAUCCCUCAUAGAUAAUGACAAAAUACCCUUAGAAAUGAUGGGAAAGAGUCCAUUGGAUAUGUCGCAGUAUAAGAAAAUAUUUGGUACUUGUCGCAUACCACAGCCUAAGAGAGAUAAGCUGUCUUUCAAUGAUAGCAAAUAUGUCACUGUUAUUCAUAAUAAUCACCUGUUUCACUUAGACAUCUGGGGCAGUGACGAUAAAAAAUUGAGUUGUGGUCAAAUAGUUCAAGGACUGAAAAAAAUUGUAGACUCAUCGGCGUCUCCCGCUAAAGAUGCAGUUGGGAUCCUUACCUCGGAAAAUAGAGAUAAUUGGGCCAAGGCUUAUGAGCUUUUAAGUAAAGAUGAAAGCAACCGCCGUAGUCUAGCAGACGUAGAGCGUAGUAUUGCAGUGUUAUGUCUGGAUAAUGCUAGUGGCGUGUGGAAGGCCGAUGAAAGCGCUAGACGAUCUUUGGCGGGCGCUCAUACGAUACACGGCGCUGGCGCAUCCGCUAAUGGUGGGAACAGGUGGUUCGAUAAAACUGUACAGUUCAUAGUUGGCGCUGAUGGUAUAACAGGCCUGACAUACGAACAUUCCCCAGCAGAAGGACAACCUAUUGCUGUAUUGACUGAUUUUAUUAUUAAUUAUAUUGAUAAGAACACUGAGAGUGAAGAGUCAUCAUCGUCGCCAAUAGAACCCGUACAACUAAAGUUCAAUAUUAACAGUGAUGUAUCAAAGAUGAUAGACGAAGCUAAAAAUAAUUUGAACAAGUUAGUAGCAGAUCUAGAAUUGAACUGUUUCAAAUUCGACAAAUAUGGAAAGAACUUUAUAAAGACGCAGAAACUCAGUCCGGACAGUUAUUUGCAAAUGGCAAUGCAGUAUGCAUUUUACAGACUACACAAAACUCCCGGCGCUCACUACGAGUCAGCGGCGACUCGUAUGUACGCGGGGGGACGUACUGAGACCAUUCGUUCGUGUUCUAUCGAGUCCAUAGAGUUUGCUAAGACUAUGUUACACCCACAAGCAACACCGAAGGAUAAACUAAAUGCUCUGAAGAAUGCUGUUAACACGCACAAAAAUUAUACUGUCAUGGCGCUACAAGGCCUGGGAGUGGACAGACAUCUCUUGGGCCUUAAAUUGACGGCUUUGGAGCAUGGUAUAGAGCUACCACCAAUUUACGCAGACCUGGGAUACACUCGGAGUGCACAUAUGAGGAUAUCGACGAGUCAGGUCGCCUGCAAAUGCGAUGGUUUCAUGUGUUACGGACCGUUGGUGAGUGAUGGUUACGCCACGUGCUAUAAUCCACGCGAUUCUGACGUUAAUUUCGCUACUUCCGCGUUCCGGAGACAUCCCGAUACAUCCUGUGACGCAUAUCGUAGUGCUCUAGAAAACUCAUUGCAGGAUAUGCAUGAUGUUCUCGUGCAAAACACGCAAUCAAAACUCUAAAAAAUCUUCGUUGACUACCCAAUAUACUUUUUGACUCGUCACGUUGACAGUCUUCAACUUUUUAACUAUUUAAAAUACUUUUUUACUUUUUAUUUAAUAGUACUACUUACUUACUUAAAAUGCAUACUUAAAAAAUUCAAGAAAAUAUAAUACACAUAUCUACAAUUAAUGAUCAUAGCAAUUACUAACUAGAAAGGAAAAAAACAGAGGCAAUCAGCAGAGAUUAACUCAAUAUUUUGCGCAUGUGUAAAAUAUUAAAAGAAUUGUAACAGAUCCAUUAAAAUAGAGAAUAUUUUUUGUGUAGAAAGCCAAAAUGUGUUCAAGAUAUCUGGAUUCAAAAUCACUCUAAUUCCCGUAAAAGUAUUCUUUACUCUUGCGCGAUAUAUUAAUAUAACAUUUUAUUUCUAUUUACUAACAAUUAUACUAAAAUAGUUUUUAUAUGUGCAAUUAUACUAUAACUAUAUAAUUAAAAU
This is a messenger RNA of Pieris brassicae (large cabbage white), 2640 nucleotides long. It is a transcript of the gene CRAT, whose product is annotated as carnitine O-acetyltransferase-like. The transcript has 13 exons. Gene Ontology annotation, molecular function: carnitine O-acetyltransferase activity. Gene Ontology annotation, cellular component: peroxisome. Gene Ontology annotation, biological process: carnitine metabolic process, CoA-linked. Lineage: Eukaryota; Metazoa; Arthropoda; Insecta; Lepidoptera; Pieridae. Bases 233 to 2167 code for a protein of 644 amino acids. The record is from RefSeq and is a predicted model, not a curated record.